AUGUCGACUGAACUAAGGUCCCAGAUCGUUUCGAAAGAAACGUUAAAAAUGGUCAUAAUCAUUGUUACGUUUAUAAUAAUACCCGUGUUUUGCCUUUUGGGAACCAUCGGAAAUACACUUAGUAUCAGAGUGCUUGCAAACAAACGUAUGCGCAAUCAAAUCAAUUAUGUCUUGUUAAAUUUGUGCAUAUCAGACACGCUGUUUCUCAUCCAUUGUCUCCUGUACACCUUCAUCAACGUAUAUCGCCAGAUGCGUCCACUGGAAGGGGAAGCAUUUAGAUCUAGGGUGUACCCUUUUGUUGGUGCCUACGGAAGUGUUAUCACCGCGAGAUUUACUUCCUGUUUAACGACUUUACUAUCUGUGCAACGAUUCAUCGCUGUGUUUUAUCCAAUGCAGGCCAAAACCAUUUGUACAAAACGGAAUACUCUUGUAGCUAUUUUGAUAAUAUAUUUCUUUACCAGUCUUUUGUUUAUUCCUUUUAUAUUUAAAUACGAAUCCGUGGAAAUUGUGCUGAGAAAUAAUAUUACAAGUCGAAUAAUGAAUAUAACAGAUUUUUAUAAACAUCAUGUAAAAUUGUACUCCGUGUAUGGAACUAUUUUAAACGUUUUGUUUCGAUUUGCACCACUUGUGGUGAUUUUUGUGUUGAACACAGUAAUGAUCAGGGUUGUUCACAGGACAUGGAAAGAGAGGCGGUCAAUGUCUAUACAAGAAAACAGCAGUCCAUCAGUAUUUCGUUCUCGUAGUAAAAACGGAGGUAGCCGCCCUGUCGGCUAUAACGACCAACAGAAAAUCACGAUUAUGUUGGUUACUGUGUCAAUGGUUUUCCUCAUUUGUAUUAUUCCAGGAGCAUUAAACAGCAUAGCUACACAUGUGUUCCGUUCGUACUCACCAGUAGGGGAAAACAAGAAUUUGUACAUGCUGAUCUCGACAAUCGCCUUUCUUUUGGAGACGAUAAAUUCUUCUGUUAAUUUUAUCAUCUAUAUGGCCAUGAGUAAACGGUUUAGACUGAUGAAUAAAGAAACUCUUUGCUGUGGAAACGGGGAAUAUUACCGGAAAAUAUCAUUCAGCUCAGUAAAAGAGCAGUUCCGUUGGUCAUCAAGUAAAAAACACAACAGAUAUCAGGAACACCCAUUGUUCGAUAGAAGAACUGUGAGCGAUAUUGGACCAUUAUUAAAUGUCUCAAAUGGAAAUGCAGGUGGCAGACGCUGGUCAGAUGAGGCCCACAGUGAAGGAUGUGAAUUAAGGAGUCACGAACGAGGAAGUGGUAUUGGUCAUAAAAUACCUGAAACUAUUUCUGAGGAGCCCAGUCCUCAACAGAGCAAGCACUGUCUUCAAAUACUACAAACAAAGACGCUGAAGAAGUUGUUGGUGUCCAAGCGGAAGAAGAAGACAAAGACUUCACUGUUACCGGAUAGACAUCUUAAAGAGUGCAAUGGAAAUUGUUCAAAUGGAGACAGUGUAGAUAUUAUGUAA
Mya arenaria is the source of this 1473-nucleotide messenger RNA. Its product is annotated as galanin-like G-protein coupled receptor npr-9. Gene Ontology annotation, molecular function: G protein-coupled receptor activity. The record is from RefSeq and is a predicted model, not a curated record. The transcript has a single exon. Gene Ontology annotation, cellular component: membrane. Bases 1 to 1473 code for a protein of 490 amino acids. Gene Ontology annotation, biological process: G protein-coupled receptor signaling pathway. Lineage: Eukaryota; Metazoa; Mollusca; Bivalvia; Myida; Myidae.